Molecule: messenger RNA, 2289 nt
Organism: Anolis carolinensis (green anole)
Lineage: Eukaryota; Metazoa; Chordata; Lepidosauria; Squamata; Anolidae
Product: arylacetamide deacetylase-like 3
Exons: 3
Coding region: 54-1043 (329 amino acids)
Molecular function (GO): lipase activity
Source: RefSeq, a predicted model, not a curated record
AAAAACUUGGCAUCCAGAAUAAGUACAGAUUCGUGCACAGGGUCGCUAGCCUAAUGCUAUCCAAGAGGAGCUCAACACUGACGAUCAAGGACUUUGAUUUUGAUGGCGUUCCGGUCAGAGUGUAUUGGCCCAAAACGACUCCUUCUGGGAAGAGAAGAGGAGUGGUUGUCAUUCCUGGAGGUGCUGCCAUUAUCGGAAAUAUAUGGGAAGGAGACCCACUAUGCCACUUAAUUUCCCAGGAGACUGAUUCCGUCACUGUGAACAUUGCGUUUCGUUUGGCCCCAGAGCAUCCCUUCCCGAUCCCAGUCAUGGAUUGCUGCACGGCUACCGCGCACUUCUUGAAAAAUGCCGCAGAAUUCGGAGUGGACCCGAAUCGCAUCACUAUCUUGGGAGAAUGUAGCGGAGGGACAUUUGCUACCGUCGUUUGUCAACAGUUGGCGGCCAGGCCGGAUCUCCCAAAGCUUUGUGCUCAGGUCCUAAUCUAUUCCUAUUUCCAGGCCAUCGAUUUCAACUUGCCUUCGUAUCAGCAGAACCAGAGAGUCCCCAUGUUGUUCAAGAAAAGGGCCUUGAGGAUGGGCAUGGUGUAUUUGACGGGAAAGAGGAUCAACGUGGAGGACGUCAUGAGGAACGCUCACCUCCCCAAACACGUCUGGAUGAAAUACAGGAAGUGGGUCAGUCCCGACCUCAUCCCGGAGAGAUUCAAGGGCCGGGGUUAUGUGCCCAUGGAGUGGCCUGAGUUUAUCCCAGAACUUUACGAACAAUGCAAAGAAGUAACCAACCCCAUGUUUUCCCCGCUGUUGGCAGAGGAUGACGUGAUCCGACAGCUCCCCAAGACUUUCAUUCUGACCUGCGAGUACGAUGUUUUCCGAGACGACGGGCUCUUGUACAAGAAGCGGCUGGAGGACAACGGCGUCCCAGUGACCUGGUAUCACAUUGAGGAUGGAUUCCACUGCAUAACGGCUGUCAUUGGCAUUCCGCUCCUGGAAUUCCCAACUCAGAAAAUCCAUUUACGACAUGUGACUGAUUUCAUUAACAGUAUAUAAGGCACAUGUUCUAUUUUUGCUUUCUGUGAGUUUUUCGGGCUGUAGGGUCACGUUCCAGCAAAAUUCUCUCCUUUGUUGCUUUCCCAAAUGUUAACUUCCGCUCUAGAUAGAUGGAGUAAGUAGACUGAUUGUCUGAAUUAUGGUAAAUAUAUAUACUGUAUGUCUACACACACUUCCUCUCUCCUGUGUGACUCAGUGUGAGUAUCUGCUUAUGUUGCAUGUGAUACACCCUGCAAGAUCAAAUACUCAGCCCAAACCCUGUGGGGACAAUGAUCAGGAAGAAGGAGGUCAACCUUAUAGGGACAGGCUUUCAGGGGAAGGAGAUCAAUAAUAAUAAAUAAUAACAAAACUUUAUUUAUACCCCACCACCAUCUUCCCACGGGGACAAAUUAAGCACCAAACAAAUACAACAAAUUUGACAGAAAAAGUAGUUCAAUACGCAGUAAUUUUAUCUUGUAAUUGCUGUAUUUACGAAUUUAGCUCCAAAAUGUCACGAUAUAUUGAAAACAUUGACUACAAAAAUGCCUUGGAUAAUCCAGAACCUUGGAUAAGUGAGUGUUGGAUAAGUGAGACUCUACUGUAGUAUCAAAUGAGGUUCCAAUAUAUAGACGACUGGCUCACCACUAGAGGGAGGAGAAGACAACCUUUGGCUCUUUCCCAUCCACGGGCAAGUGACAGCUUCUACCCUCCCAUAUAGAAUCCAGAUUGUCUGCCUUGAACUGGGUUACAUAGCAAUGUAGACUCAUAAAACAUGGAUUAACUGCUUUGAUAAUUAGUAUAAUAUGGCAGUGUAGGUCCAGCCUGAGCUAGAGCGCAUCCAUCUAGAGUAGGGAUGUGUAUGAUAUCGUUUGAGGAUACCAUAUGUGGUGAUUCAGAUGUUCCGACUACCGAAUGCAUGAAAACGAGACCAGUGCAGGGGCUGAAGAGACCUAUUCUUGAUCCACGUGUUCUCCCGCAUUGAGGACAUUGGUUUCCAAGUGGAAGGCGUGUCAGAGUAUGUGCAGCACAGCAGUAGUUGGAUGGAAGGAGUGGAGCGCAGAACGAAGAGACACUCAGAGACGUUGGUAAGACUAUUUACAAAGUUUUACUGUAUGCAGCAGUAAUCAACACAAACAGACAAACACAGGACUGUUUUGUUCUCCAACAGAUCUUGACUUGAACUCUAGGCAGACAGAACUCAACUGAACUGACGCAAUCAAUUAUGCACAAACUCUUGUGUCUGGAUACUCCCUAGUUCCAGUCACAC